AUGGCGUCGCCCGGCAAUGAAUCUCUCCAAUCUGACGUGCCUCCCUCGAAACCCUUGAAGCCAGAGGCUUCAGAUCACGCCGCGUCGUUAUCUCCGACCCCAACUGCCCCACCUCCUCCGUCCGCAUCCACCGUUGUCGGUGCAGCUCUUCUACGGGACUAUGCCUUUCAUAUAGAACCCUUUCAGACACACGACAUCCAUCCGCACGAUUCCGCCCUCAGACCUCCCGGCAGCGGAGCGCUGCCUUCACAGAAGAUAGAUUAUUCAUCCCAAGAGGAGGCCGUUCGGUCGUUGCCCUCCCCGACUCUGCAGCGACUCCGCCAGAAGUCAGUCUCCGGACAUCGGCCGACGACCCAGCGAACGCUUUCUGUCGAUCGAAUCCCUCGACAAACGAUCAUGAAAGCCCUGGCAUCACGAGGACAUGGCUCGAUCGGUGGCAGCGCUGGGCCAGCUGCCAAUACCAAUAACCAGGGCGUGGGCGUCCCCGCCCCCAGCGCUUGGUCAGACCUGGUUGCCAACCAGAGCAAUAACCAGGGUAGCAGCCAGAACCCGGGCCCGCCGGAGGGAGAAAGAGCGUCGGUGUAG
Penicillium chermesinum is the source of this 585-nucleotide messenger RNA. RefSeq lists its product as uncharacterized. NCBI's taxonomy places the organism in Eukaryota, Fungi, Ascomycota, Eurotiomycetes, Eurotiales, Aspergillaceae. Bases 1 to 585 code for a protein of 194 amino acids. The transcript has a single exon. The record is from RefSeq and is a predicted model, not a curated record.